UAGCAUCGCCUCCUAUAUUCCAGUUAGAAUAAGUCGGUCUAUCAGACACUUUUCCCCAUUCGGAUACUGAUUUUAUUAUAUACAUUAUAUAGUUAAAUAAAGGAUACAUUAAAAAAAUGUAUAAUGAUGAAAUCCAAGUAUAUAUACAUAUCUCAUUGGAUUUCCGGACAGACUACACGUUUCUUAGCGUGUUGUUGCCAUCCGCAGGUUGGAGUAAACAACGAACAGUGAAAGAAAAGAAAACUGGGAAAGGAGAUCAGAUAUGUUGUGUGUGUGUAUAUAUAUAUAACAGUUGUGUACUCCAACCCGCUAAGAAACGUCUUGUCUGUCCGGAAAUCCAAGGAGAGGGAGAAACAACAAAGAUGGCGGACAGGCUAACGCAACUUCAAGAUGCAGUCAAUUCUCUUGCUGAUCAGUUUUGCAACGCAAUCGGGGUGCUGCAGCAGUGUGCGCCGCCAGCUUCGUUCAGCAACAUACAGACAGCAAUCAACAAGGACCAGCCAUCGAACCCCACUGAGGAGUAUGCCCAACUAUUUGCUGCACUGAUUGCCCGGACAGCUAAGGAUGUGGACGUGCUGAUUGACUCACUGCCUAGUGAGGAGUCCACGGCAGCUCUACAGCGUGUGGGGCCUGGGGAGGAUUGGCUGGAAUCUGUAACUACUUCGGUUGCAAUCCAAGUCAGACUUGCGGACAGUCUGCGGCAGAUGGAGGAGGAGAAUCAUGAUGCAGCGGCACGUCUCGAAGAGGUGGUAUACCGAGGGGACUUGCUACUGGAGAAGAUCCAAAGUGCCCUGGCUGAUAUUGCUCAGUCACAACUUGGUACUCGCAGUGGAGGGCCCAACCAGACCACACCGCCUGAAUCAUGACCCCACACAACAUGGAGCAAAGACUUUUGCACACCAAUAUCUCUACCUGUACAUGACCAUCUGAUCAUUUAUCACCCCAGUGUUAAUCUGCAAAAUUGUAUUAUUCGCCUACCUCCUCAUGCCUUUUGCACACAUUGUAUAUAGACUGCCCAUUUUUUUCUACUGUGUUAUUAACUUGUUAAUUGUUUACUCCAUGUGUAACUCUGUGUUGUCUGUUCACACUGCUAUGCUUUAUCUUGGCCAGGUCGCAGUUGCAAAUGAGAACUUGUUCUCAACUAGCCUACCUGGUUAAAUAAAGGUGAAAUAAAUAAAAUAAAAAUAAAAACUGUUUAUUUCAAGGCAUAAAUGGCAUUUUAAAAUUAA
Molecule: messenger RNA, 1229 nt
Organism: Oncorhynchus nerka (sockeye salmon)
Lineage: Eukaryota; Metazoa; Chordata; Actinopteri; Salmoniformes; Salmonidae
Product: mediator of RNA polymerase II transcription subunit 21-like
Exons: 5
Coding region: 117-866 (249 amino acids)
Biological process (GO): regulation of transcription by RNA polymerase II
Cellular component (GO): mediator complex
Molecular function (GO): transcription coregulator activity
Source: RefSeq, a predicted model, not a curated record